AUGGAGUUAAUGGACGGUGGUUUGAGCAGCUAUUGCAGUGUAAUUACUGUGUUCUUCCAGAUCUGGUUGCCAUCAUCAACAAUACACAGCCCAGAGAGCCAUUCACACCCCAGAGAGCCAUUCACAUCCCAGAGAGCCAUUCACAGCCCAGAGAGCCAUUCACAGCCCGGAGAGCCAUUCACAUCCCGGAGAGCCAUUCACAGCACAGAGAGCCAUUCACAUCCCGGAGAGCCAUUCACAGCCCGGAGAGUUAUUCACAGCCCAGAGAGCCAUUCACAGCCCAGACAGCCAUUCACAGAGCAGAGAGCCAUACACAGCCCGGAGAGCCAUUCACAGCCCAGAGAGCCAUCCACAGCCCAGAGAGCCAUUCACAGCCCAGAGAGCCAUCGAGAGCCCAGAGAGCCAUUCACAGCCCAGAGAGCCAUUCACAACCCAGAAAGCCAUACACAGCCCAGAGAGCCAUUAACAGCCCAGAGAGCCAUUCACAGCCCAGAGAGCCAUACACAGCCUAGAGAUCCAUUCACAGCCCAGAGAGCCAUACACAGCCCAGAGAGCCAUUCACAGCCCAGAGAGCCAUUGUUUUUAUUUUAA
Molecule: messenger RNA, 591 nt
Organism: Biomphalaria glabrata
Lineage: Eukaryota; Metazoa; Mollusca; Gastropoda; Planorbidae
Product: activating signal cointegrator 1 complex subunit 2 homolog
Exons: 2
Coding region: 1-591 (196 amino acids)
Source: RefSeq, a predicted model, not a curated record